Messenger RNA from Prinia subflava (tawny-flanked prinia), 4025 nucleotides. RefSeq names its product actin binding LIM protein family member 2 (gene ABLIM2). Lineage: Eukaryota; Metazoa; Chordata; Aves; Passeriformes; Cisticolidae. Gene Ontology annotation, cellular component: actin cytoskeleton. Gene Ontology annotation, molecular function: actin filament binding. The record is from RefSeq and is a predicted model, not a curated record. The transcript has 20 exons. Bases 367 to 2235 code for a protein of 622 amino acids. Gene Ontology annotation, biological process: lamellipodium assembly; cytoskeleton organization.
AGGUGCGAGAGCGGGCUGCGGCCCCAGCCGAGACCUGGGCAGAAGUUUCUGCGGGGCGGGGAGCGCUGCAGCAGCUGUGCCCACAGAAGCGGCGGGGCCGGAGCCGCCCCCGGCCGCAGCAAGGCACGGAGGGGGAUGUAGUCCGCGGGCGGCGGCGCGGGGCUGCCUACACUUCCCAAGGUGCCGCCGUGCCGUGCCGAGCCGAGCCGAGCCGUGCCGUGCCGAGCCGGGACUGCGGGUGCCGGCACCUGGCGGCGGGGGCGGAGCGCGGCCCCGCUGCGCGGCGGCGGGCGGGGACGGGGCCGCCCGCGGGCGCGGUGACGGCGGCAGAGGCGGCAGAGGCGGCAGCGGUCCCUCCUGCGCGCCAUGAGCACCGGCACAGUUUCACAACCACAGGCUGUGCAUAGCCAGCUGGAGAAGCCAUCAAGUACUGCAAUUCUCUGCAAUACCUGUGGAAAACCAUGCAAAGGAGAAGUUUUGAGAGUUCAGAACAAAUAUUUCCACAUUAAAUGCUUUGUUUGCAAAGCAUGUGGAUGUGACCUGGCUCAAGGAGGAUUUUUUGUGAGACAGGGAGACUACAUCUGUACUUUGGACUACCAGAGACUCUAUGGCACACGAUGCUUCAGUUGUGAUGAAUUCAUUGAGGGAGAAGUGGUCUCAGCACUGGGGAAAACCUAUCACCCAGACUGUUUUGUGUGUGCUGUCUGCAGGUUGCCUUUCCCUGCGGGUGACCGGGUAACUUUUAAUGGGAAGGAAUGCAUCUGCCAGAAAUGUUCCCUGCCCCCUUCCAGCAGCACUGGCUCUUUCCCUGUACAGAACCUGCGAAAUUGUGGGGGUUGUGGUUCAGAAAUAAAAAAUGGUCAGUCCCUGGUCGCCUUGGACAAACAUUGGCAUUUGGGCUGUUUUAAGUGCAAUACAUGUGGCAAGCUACUGAAUGCAGAGUAUAUCAGCAAGGAUGGGGUUCCGUACUGCGAGACGGACUAUCACGCCAAGUUUGGGAUCAGGUGUGACAACUGCGAGAAGUACAUCACAGGAAGAGUGCUCGAGGCAGGAGAAAAGCAUUAUCACCCAACCUGCGCACGAUGUGUCAGGUGCAAUCAGAUGUUUGCAGAAGGAGAAGAAAUGUAUCUUCAAGGAACAUCCAUUUGGCAUCCAGUUUGUAGACAGGCUGCAAAGGCUGAAGAAAAAAACAAGGAAAUUAGGACUUCCUCUGAGAGUAUUAUUUCUGUACCUGCUUCAAGUACAUCAGGUUCCCCAAGCCGUGUGAUCUAUGCAAAGCUUGGAGAUGAAAUUCUUGACUACAGGGACUUGGCUGCUCUUCCUAAAAAUAAAGCCAUCUAUAACAUUGACCGCCCAGAUAUGAUCUCCUAUUCUCCAUAUAUCAGUUACUCUUCAGAUGACAGGCAUAGUUACGGGGAGUCACCUCAGUUGCUCUCUCCAACUCCUACUGAGGGUGACCAAGAUGACAGAUCUUUCAAGCAGUACAGGACAUCAAGUCCCAGCUCUGCUGGCUCCCUGGGCUAUGGUCGGUACACCCCCACCUCCCAUUCUCCUCAGCACUACAGCAGACCAGGCAGUGAAAGUGGUCGGAGCACUCCAAGCUUAUCCAUGUACUCUGACAGCAAAUCUUCACCUUCUGUCUAUCAGCAGGCUCCUAGGCAUUUCCAUAUUCCAGCAGCAAGAAGAUCAGAAGGGGAGGAUGGAAGCUUGGAUCAGGACAGUAAGAAGCUCAAGACCAGCUGGCUGAUUCUGAAGGGGGAUGUGGACACCAGAACCAACUCGCCGGACUCGGAGACGCGCUCACUGUCCCUCACCGGCGGCAGCGACCGCGCGCAGGAGGGCACGGCCGCCGGCGGCUCCCGAUUUCCAUAUUCCAAGUCUGCUUCUCUACCUGGCUAUGGAAAAAAUGGCUUACAUCAGCCUGAAACCAUGGGCCAGUAUGAAACGGACCAGGAGGCAAGCUGGGGAAUGAAAGAAUACAAGGUAAGAAGGGCUUUUCCAACACUGGAAGAACAAUCAGAUUCAGCACUUCCUAGCAAGAUUUAUCCUUAUGAAACACUUAUUGUAACAAACCGAGUUCGUGUGAAAUUGCCUAAGGAUGUGGACAGGACCAGGCUGGAGAGGCAUUUGUCCCCUGAAGAGUUCCAGGAAGUCUUCAAAAUGAGUAUUGAGGAAUUUGAUCGUCUGGCACUUUGGAAGCGGAAUGACCUGAAGAAAAAGGCCCUGCUUUUCUAAACCCUCCCGGAUAAAAUAUGUGCUUAAUCAAAACAAAAAUAGUCUUGCCAGAACUAUCACAUGCACUUGCUGUUGAACCAUUGUCCAGCUUCAUUGUGUUAGUAUGUGUCGGGGAAACAUGACAGAUUAGAUGGUAAUGUGUUGGGAUACAGAGAAUUUGCUAAUCUUGCAUUUCCAGCUGGUUUUGUCAGUAACUCCUGAUCCUACCCAGUUUACAAUGUGCAAAAAAAAAAUCUAGCUUUAAAUUUAUUGUUGCUUGCAUUUGUUGCUUGAUGCAGAUGGAAAUUCUGAAAGGAAGGAAGGAAAGUGUAGCUGUAUGCAGGAAAUGCAUGCAACAUUUUGUUCCAUUCAGUUUUGUAAUACAAUUUUUACAGAUUCAAUUAAGAAAUUACUAUAGAAAUUUUCCAGCGGGGGAUCAGAUGCUAUUAAAAAUAUGGUAAAAGCCAAAGAAACGCAUAUCUGCAAGCAAUUAUUGCAAUUGUUUAUCCGUGGUACUUUUUAAGAAUGAAAGCAGAAAUAUGGAAGCACCUUAAUUCUACUUCUUAUAUUUAAACACAGCGUACUCUUUAAAAAGAUCAUAUUUGUCUAGAAGGUAACUAGCUAUCUUUAAUUACAACACCAGAGAUUUUAUUUUAUUAAGAAUAUAUUGUGACAUAAAAGGGUUAUAGUUACUAAAAUGUAUACAGACCUACUAAGAUUUAGUCCCAUUCAUCAGGAAAACUGAAGCCUUAUACAAAACUGGUUUAAGAGUGUAUUGUGCCAGUUGACUCUGUUUUCCUACUAGUUUGGGGUGUUUGAAGAAUGGUUUUUUUACAUUUCAUGCUGAUAAAAGACCAUGUAAUCUUAAUUACUAUAUAGAUAGAUAUAUCUAUCUAUACAAGAAUUAUUUUCAUUAAUAUAUGUCCUAAGUGAAGGCAUUCUUACUUUUUCAACUCUCCAGCUUUACACAGUAAGCCAUGAGAACUGUGAUGGCAUUUGGUAGAUGUGGAAGUGGAACAGUUCAGCAUAAAAUGUAACAAAAAAGCUUGGUGUGCUCUAUCAGUAAUACAGACAAUUAGAAUCAAAUACAUAAAACCCUCAUGCAUUACUAUUUGCAUGUUUCUGUACAAAUCAAUUUGAAAAAAGAACAAACUAUGUGAUACUGGUGCAGUACCUUGAAACUAUCUUAAAUAACAAGCAAAGCUAACAGAAUCUAAGCAUUUGAUAUAAGUGUUAGACCUUAAUUUCUCUUCCAGCUGAAAGACUGUAUUAAAUUUAAUAGUUUCAUUUGGUCAGAGGUAUGGUUGCUGACAAAGAAUGUUUUAAAGUGAGUUGCUAGUUUUGUGUGAUACUAAAUGAGCAUUACAAAAAGUACAUUUUUCAGCCAUGUGUCAGUAUUCUGCAUUUUUACUGCCUUGGAUGUUUGUACUCACCUCCUACUUCACUCUGUCUUUUUGCAUUUCCUUAAGGUAACUGGUUAAUAUAUGCACUACAACACACUAUUUCAACUGACCCAGCAGUGGAAAAAUCAUAGCAUUCAACAUGCCUUCUUCCAACUAACAUUCAAAGUCCAUGCUGUUGGAAAUAAAUAUUUUCUCAUGACAUAAAUGUUUUGUCUGAUGAUACAAAUGUUUAAAAAAAAUCAUUAAAACAAAGACAUAACUGAAUGACUUUGCUAAUGUGUGUAUAAUUUUUUAGAUCACAUUGCUGCUCUGCAUAGGGUUUUCCUGUGAUAUUAAUGUAAUUAAUAUCUAAUUUGCAUUAAAUUUGCUCACUGAGGAGAGCAUUGAGUGUCUGAAUGUCAAGUUACU